AGUUUGCACACUCUUGGUUCUUUACCUUUCAUCUGACUUUGAUGUGUCAUCACAUUCUGAACAGAACAGUGUGCUCUCCAACAGAUCUGAGAUUCACUCGGUAUCAGUACACACUCUCCAGGUUAUCUGCACGUGUUUACAGUACAACUCAUCUGAAACUUCGAUUCAUUCGACGAUUUCUCCUGAGUUCACCCAACAUUUGAUGACUCUGACCUCCAGAACAGAUUCAGAGAACAACAUGCAGGCAGAUCGUGAGAUGAGUGUUGUUGCGGGGUCACCCAGGACAGGUGACAACUGUAGCAAUGUUCACGAGGAUGUCAGCGUGAGAAAGAGGAGGGCUAGUGAUGAUGGCAGGAUGCCCGACAAAAGGAUGAGGUGCAGUAACCUCACCAACCCUUCUGAACACAGUGAUGUGUCAGUAAAGGACAGAAUCAGUCAAAGGAGAAAGAGGAAGAUCAGUGUAGAUGCCAGACCUCCUGAAAAGAAGAGAAGGUGUAGCAUCAGAAACAGCUCCAACUCCAGUAGUAGUGACAGCGGAGUGUCCCGGUUCUGUCUGCUCAGUGAUACUGAAUCCUCCUCUUCAUCAGCAGACAUCACCUACAACACCAGCAAUGCCUCAUCCGAGGAGGAGAGAAUCUUUGAGUUGGCCUCCUCACUAAACGCAAGCAGAGCUGAUUUCGUGAACAAGUACUGCGAGUUGGAUCCGAUCGGCAAGGGAGGCUUCGGCUCAGUGCGCGCUGGCUUCCGUAAAUCAGACCAUCAACCAGUUGCCAUCAAGCACAUUCCCAUCAGGGCUGUGAGAUUAGAAGAAGUUAAAUGCAAUGGGAAGGUGUUCGACAUCGUUCUGGAGGUGGCACUCAUGCUGAAAGCCACAGGUCUACCAGGAACCAUUGGACAGUCCACUGCUGUGUCUCUUCUGGACUGGUAUGAUCUGGGCCACGAGAUAAUACUGGUCAUGGAAAGACCGGAGAACUGCAUGGACCUCCUCAGCUACCUAAAAUCUCGUGGAGGUUACCUGGAUGAACAUGAGGCAAAGAUGAUCCUGAGACAGCUGGUGGACGCAGCCAUCGACAUGCACUCAAAGGGUGUCUUUCACCGGGACAUAAAGUUACAGAACGUCCUGGUGCAGUUGAACGGUGGAGAACCCAAAGUGCGUAUCAUCGACUUCGGCUGUGGCAGCUUCUCCACUGAGGCGUCUUACACUACUUUUUGUGGUACCCGUGCAUACUUCCCUCCCGAGUGGUUUGACGAUCACAAAUACAGGGCCUGUCCCACCACUGUUUGGCAGCUUGGAGCGCUGUUUUAUACAUUGCUGUGUGGACAUAGGACCUUUACCACCAUGAGCUUCAUGAGCAAACACGUUCAGUUCGACAGAGCACUGUCCAAUGAGGUCAAGAUCUUGGUGUAUAUGUGUCUGAUCAGAGACCCUGAGUUGCGAGCCACUCUGAAGGAGCUACAGCUGCACUCUGCGCUCAACUAAGCAUCCGCAAAUCCAAGUCAAGUCAACUUUGAUUUUACGGUACUGAAAAACUCGUAAUGGACUGUUCAAUUUGUCAUGUGCAACCUCAACUCUCAAAUAAAGUAAGAAGCUUCU
Molecule: messenger RNA, 1594 nt
Organism: Scatophagus argus
Lineage: Eukaryota; Metazoa; Chordata; Actinopteri; Scatophagidae
Product: serine/threonine-protein kinase pim-2-like
Exons: 8
Coding region: 203-1480 (425 amino acids)
Biological process (GO): regulation of mitotic cell cycle; protein autophosphorylation; negative regulation of apoptotic process
Cellular component (GO): cytoplasm
Molecular function (GO): protein serine/threonine kinase activity; ATP binding
Source: RefSeq, a predicted model, not a curated record